Maylandia zebra (zebra mbuna) is the source of this 3718-nucleotide messenger RNA. RefSeq names its product HRas proto-oncogene, GTPase b (gene hrasb). Gene Ontology annotation, cellular component: membrane. Lineage: Eukaryota; Metazoa; Chordata; Actinopteri; Cichliformes; Cichlidae. Gene Ontology annotation, biological process: signal transduction. The record is from RefSeq and is a predicted model, not a curated record. Gene Ontology annotation, molecular function: GTPase activity; GTP binding.
UACUCUCCUCAUCCCCUCCGCUCUCUCUGGGAAGCACAUUGUUCAACGCGGGCACAUUAUAGGACCCAGGACCAAUGAAUGCCUUGGUGCAGUUUAGCUACUUAAAAUUACACCGUUUCUUACAGUGAAUAGGACGCAAAUACCUGAAGAAACGGGGAAAGAGACUCGGAAUAUUUUGUGGCUUUUUUCCGAUUUCAGCGGAGAAGCAAAACAAUUGAAAGAUUUUCUUCUUCCUCUCCGGUAGAAACGCCGCUCCUGUCGCCAAUAGACCUCUGCCUGUUCAGCGGUGGUUGUGUGUGAGUGUGUGGUUGAGCUGCAGCUGCGAACAUGACGGAGUAUAAGCUGGUGGUGGUGGGAGCUGGAGGCGUGGGCAAGAGUGCACUUACCAUACAGCUGAUCCAGAACCACUUUGUGGAUGAAUAUGACCCCACAAUAGAGGACUCAUACAGGAAGCAGGUUGUGAUCGACGGGGAGACCUGCCUGUUGGACAUCCUGGACACUGCAGGUCAAGAGGAGUACAGCGCCAUGAGGGAUCAGUACAUGAGGACGGGGGAGGGCUUCCUGUGUGUCUUCGCCAUCAACAAUACCAAGUCUUUUGAGGACAUUCACCAGUAUAGAGAACAGAUUAAGCGUGUUAAGGAUUCCGAUGAUGUUCCCAUGGUCCUUGUGGGAAACAAAUGUGACCUCCCUGCGCGCACGGUGGACACGAGGCAAGCCCAUGAGCUCGCUCGCUCCUAUGGCAUCCCCUACAUUGAGACCUCUGCCAAAACACGGCAGGGAGUAGAGGACGCCUUCUACACACUGGUUAGAGAGAUCAGGCAGCAUAAGUUGAGGAAGUUGAACCCACCCGAUGAGAGUGGUCAAGACUGUAUGAGCUGUCGCUGUGUGGUGUCGUGAUGCAGCUCACUGCUACAUGUUGAGAAACGCUACGGCACAAAGUGGCAGCAUGGACUUAAGGACUGGAAGAUGAAACAACCCAACGAUGAAAACAAAAACUUUUCCAACAAAAGGAUGAUUGAAACAAAAGCCCUGACAGAAACCAUCAGGGCUGACUGAACUAUAGACUUGUAUGGAAAGGGGAAUAUUGGACUGUUGCCUAAGUGGCUAGCGGAACUAGACUGGUCCAGCCCCAUCUUUUUUGUUGGUCCACAUCGACCUGUGAGCAACACCACUAAUGACUCUUUGUCAGCUGCAAUGUGGCAUCGCUGGGUAGCUCCACAACUUUCCUGCUAACUUAUUGUUUUCAGUCUCAACACUGGUAAUUGGGGGGGCGGGUAUCUCACCUCCGCCCUCCUUAAAAGCCUGAUUCCACUCCCCAUCCCCCACCUAGCUGCUGGAAGGAAUGAGUGACUUCAGUGGAAAGAACUGGAAUUGACUUUUAGUUAACCCAACACCUCUCAUGCUACCCCAUCCCAUUCCCGCUUCACCCUACCUGCCUUUGGUUUCUUUUGAAUGGCAAUGAAAUCCCUGCGCUCUAACUGGAUACAGGGGGUGGAUGCUGACAUGGGAAAGACUGUAUUUUUUGUUGUUUAUCAAUUAGCCUACCUGUAAAAUAACAAAAAAAAAAACAACUUUGAUUUUUGUAUUUGAUAUGAAACAUUUAUUUUUGAUUGGCAGUUUUGAAAGUGCUUAUUUCAGCUGGCACCUGGUUUGACAUUUUUUUGACCUGCCUGAGGUAGUUGAAGAUCCUUUUAGACUAGAUCUCUUGAAUGGAGAAUUUCUAGAUAGAUGGCUUACCGCUGCCUUCUCUCUUUACAGAUGUUUCAUUGCGAGUCGUCUUGUGGAAUAAUAAUAGUAAUGGUUAGUGUACGUAGAUUCUGGUGCAAUAGAAUAAUUUACUUUCCAAAUUACAAAGUAUUGGGAAUAUACCCUCUGUCAUGACUACUUAUUUUUCUGCUUUACUUUUUGUUUAAGAAGGAGAGGUACCGUGCAUGAAAAUGUAGUUGUUGUUAUCUUUGCAGUUGCAAAAGCACGAUAGGUUGCCUGUAGAAUGGGAUAAAUACCUUAAAGUUGGCAGCGAGUCGAUUAAAAAAAAACAAAACAGCAAUGCAAAAAGUCUCUGCAUUUCAUUUUAGUAGCUGUAUGGUGUACAACAGCUAUUUUUAGAUUGCAAGAAUCACUCCUUGUGGACGAAAAGGCUCAGGAAUUGGUGUCCCGGAGGAUAUCUAUCAGUCCAGGAAACCAGGGUUAAUAGAUGUCAUAAGUUAGUUUUUGCAAAGUGUAAUGCACAAGUCCUGCCUCAGAGUAAAACUUCAGUUUUUCCACACACCAGACUAUCCUCACACUGCUCUGCUUUAUCUGCCACUUUCAGCUUUUCAAAGGAACAAUAUCAAGUCAGGUGCUAGUCAUGUCAGAACCAUAUUUACUGUAUAUGUGGGACUAUUGUGUGUAACAGGUGUAAGGAGCGGGAUAUGGGAGUGCAUUGUUUUGUGUUUCUUAUUACAGACAGGCUUGUGCGCUCCGUAACCGGAUUAAUUUGCUGCCUGAAUAAAAAGACUGAUGUGUGUUUACUUUGCCUUAUCUGUUAGCUAGGUCGUACCUCAUGUGUGCAGCGAGAUGGUCAUCUGUUCAGUUUGCUGAAUUGUUUGUUUGUUUGUUUGUUUUAACUAUGUGUGCAAAAAAAAAAAGACACGAGUGUGUUGACUUUCAACAUGCGCUGUACAGAAUUUGAAAGACAGGUCCCUAAAAACACUACACAGACGGGCUUUUCUGUAGUAAUGAACUUUAGAGAGAACCCAGCAUGAGCCAAUUUGUCAUAAUCAAAUAUUCAUGACAUUUCAGUUCUAUCACAUUGGAACAUGUGAUAGUGAUUUGACUAAAUUGUUGCAUUUAGCACAGAUUAUAUCUAGAUUAUAGUAGUUCACUGAAUUGGGCAUGUGUCGAAAUGUGCCGAGUCCUAAACACUACAAGCCUGUUGCUUCAAAUCCAAAGCUCUGAUGUAACAGAUGACAAACUUUAUCUGGCCAUUGUCCUUCUUUUAAAGGAAACAGUGUUUUUAUUUUUUGACCUAAUUGAUAUUGUACAUGCAAAUGAACUCUCUUUCACUCUCACCAUUGCUUACAGAAAUAUGACCAGUCUAAUUACUGUCUGGAUGAUGGUGGUCAGGUUUUGUGUUCUUUUCUCUGCUUGGAGGAAGGAUAUGAACUGUGAAUGUGUUUGACUCUCUUGAUACUGUUUGAAAGAAGCCUCGAUUUUACAAUUUAUAUUGCUUACAUUAUUUGAGGGAUAAUCGUAGGGGCCCUACUUUUGGCUGUGUUGUACCCAGCUUUUAUUUUUCAUCCACUGUACUCAGACAUUUCAAUGGAAAAGGAGCGUGGAGUUUGUAGUAUGUAAUUACAGUCCUUGUGGUAUCCUUGUUAAUCUUUAAACAGUACAUCCGUGAUAUAAUAAUACCAUAGAAUUUCACAAAUCUAUGCAUUCAGAUUACCAUUGCAUUAGAAAAAGCAUCAUGUUGUCGCAAUACUCAGCCAGUGAACCACCAGUAUACAUGUCUGAAAACCUGGCGAGCAUGACAAAGACUUUCAGGACCAUUGGGGGUUUUGCACAAGGAUUCGGUGGGCUCAAGGGCUUGUUUGUCCCCUUGCAGACUGUGGAAUGGGCGCGUGGAUGGAUUUUGUGAAAAAAAUGUCAACUGUUUAGCUAUUUAAGAUGUAUUUACUCUUUGAAAAUGUGGCAAAUGUAUUGCAGGACAGGAAUAAAGAUGUCAAGAUCAAACUGC